This is a messenger RNA of Coffea eugenioides, 800 nucleotides long. RefSeq lists its product as uncharacterized. The transcript has 3 exons. Gene Ontology annotation, cellular component: MICOS complex; mitochondrion; mitochondrial inner membrane. The coding region runs from base 160 to 510 and encodes 116 amino acids. NCBI's taxonomy places the organism in Eukaryota, Viridiplantae, Streptophyta, Magnoliopsida, Gentianales, Rubiaceae. The record is from RefSeq and is a predicted model, not a curated record.
CAGACAGAAUCGAAACCCUCGCGGAUUAUAUGCGAACCCAGUAAGAAGAGGAAAACGAAGAAGAAGAAAUCAAAGGAAAUAUAGGAAAAAAAAAGGUUAAUAUUGCCUCUAAGCUUUCUAUUUUCGUCUAGAUUGUGAUAUUUUCUUCACGGAAAAGAAAUGGCGGAAGAGAAAGGAGAAGCACCAGUUGCAUCACCUGCCGCAGCAGCAGCAGCAGCUGAAAUCCCACCACCGCCACCACCAUUGCCUCCCUACGAUGACGUAAAUGCCAAGUGGGAUGUGUGUAUGGACUUGAGCAUUCGUCGGAUUUUCUAUUCUACCGCUGUUGGCGCUUUUGCUGGGCUUUUCCUAUUUCGGAGUCCUGUUACAAGAUGGACUUCUGUAGGAUUGGCUACUGGCAUUGGUAUCGGAACUGCUUUCACAGAGUGCUCUUACAUAUUUGGGCGAUCUCCAGCAAAAUUGACCCCUAAAAUUUCUAAGGCACCUUUGUCAAAGGAUGCGGAGCACUGAAGCAGAGCCUGAGAUCUUUGGCUUCCAAAAUUUCCAAAUUAGUAAGCAUUUUCCUAAUUGGACUUCAUUUUGCCUUGAGCGGCUUUGCCUCUUGCGAGAUUGUUUUACGUGGUUGAUUUUUCAGCAUGAUGUAUGGACAAUUUUCUUCUGAACUCCAAUGCACACUGUUCUGUAACUUGAAUACCAGGCUAAUAGGGAAGAAAAGGGAUAAGCUAAUAAUUACUUUUGUCUUGGCAUGCUAUGUAUUGAGGCUAUUUACUUCUAUUCAAUGGGCUUUAUAAGGUACCAAA